CCGUCUGUUAUAAGUCGAUCUAUGACAGCCAAGGACGCUUGACAAGUUAAUAGUGUCGGAACAAUUUAGCUAAACAAAAAACGAAGUCAGUGUAUAUGCGUUUCAGACAAAUCCCUGUGUUCGUAUUUUGUUACUGGUGUUUAUGAAAAUAGUUUGGUUUUUUUUAUUAAGCGGUGCAUUAUUUUGUCGACGUUUAUGAAAACAUAAGUACGAAAUGCGGCAUAUUCAAACACCGUAUGUUACGUAUAAUUGUUGACAAAUAUCCCCCAAAUACACGACGUAAGGUGGAAAAAUCGACAUUUCCCCUUUAUUUAUGCUUUCGUAUACAAAAGCACACUGGAGGAUUCGCUUUGUCAAUGCCAAAACAAAACCUUACUGUCUCAGUAUUGUUCAAAAGUAUGAUUAUGAAAACUAUCUGUGUUCACUGUUGCUACCUGGUUCAAGACGUAACUUUGCUUUGGCCUUAAGAGCUUUCAACGUGGAACUGGCUCAAAUAUGUGACCGAUCGGAAAAUCUGGCACAAGCUAAAUACCGGUUCCAGUUUUGGAGGGAGAUUAUAGAACAUCUAUUUGAUAGCUCCAAUGAUUCGUCACCACACCACACUCCUCUCGAACGGGAGCUCAAAGAAUCAGUUUCAGGUCUGGUAUUAUCAAAACAACGCUUCUAUCAGCUCAUCAAUUCAAGGGAACGACACUUCAAUAAUGUUUUCUUUCCUACUUGCAAAGCAGCUGAAGCGUAUUUUGAUGAUGUCUAUGUCCCGAUUCAUUGUCUACUAUCUGAGGCUUAUGGAUUUGAAAUGACUUCAUUGAACCCAUUACUAAAUCACUUUGGACGAGCUCAGGGGAUGGUGAAUAUGUUACGUAGUUCAGUUUUAUUAGCUCAACAUAAGAAUGUUCUACUAUUUCCUUUGGAUUUAAUAAAUCAAGUAUGUUCAUCAACAAGGUGAAUAUUUGCAUUCUUAAUUUUAAAUGUAAUUACUAAACUGUUUAUAGGCGUGGGUGCAUAACACAUUUUGGGGAAUAAAAAACUGGGUAUUCUAUGCAAAAAUCUGUUACGCAUCAUUCAAACUCCAACAAUAGUUUGGUCCUCUUCGUAGUUGUUAACUUAGCACAAUAACUAGAAGGCCAAACCAAACUAUAUUGAUUGAAACACUUGUUCUCUGGAUUUCCUUUAUCUCAGACAAGUUUAUAUACUUACAUUUGAGUCAUGGUGUUUAUAUAUGAACUGGUGAUAUUACCUGGCUGAUCAAAUCAAAUUAGGUGGGGUGGGAUCCGAGCUUGUGACCUAAUAAAUGAAACUAAAAUGCUUGAACUAUUCAACUAUUUUCCUGCUUCAUGUUGGGUUCGUUUGAAGUGGGCAAGUAUGCGAUGUCGGAAACGCAUCGCCAAUCGGUUUUUAUAAGUUUGAAUAUACAUAAUCUCAUACGAAAACCAUAAUAAAGGACCUACUGAAGUAUUUAUUCAUCAGAUAAUAUGAUUUCCUUAUAAUUUAUCAUGUUAGGCUUCACUUUAAAGUUUCUGGAGUUAACACAACUGGUUUUAAAAGUAUUUGGUUUGUGUAAUAUCAACCUAUCGCAAACCUCGGUCAAACAGAUGCGUCUAUCUCCUCUUUUUAUUUAUCUUACUCUGAUGUGUAGUUAAGGUUCUGUUAAUUUGAUUAGUGACUUUUUUGCAAACUUACACUUUCAAGCUGCUCCUUACGUCGUCAUUCUUAUUUGUGGUUGUUAUGACAAACCCAUCAUCGGAUUAAGUUAUAACAAAAUUCUUCCUACUUCAGGGUUCUUUUAGAUCAUCCUCCUCUUGUUAAGCUUUUUGUCCGGCAAAGAGUUCGUGCUCUGGUGUCUUUUAUAUUGCUAUCCAAGGAUUUUUGAAGAAAGUAUAUUUCCCACGUUUGUUUGAAGAAAGCCAACUGCAUAGUCACUUAUUCUUUUUUACUUCUAAUACCUCGGAAAUGUUGAUGGGUUUUUGUACAUGCUUCGUGUUCUCCAUCUGUUUCGUUUAUCACUAUGAUUGAGAUUGCCAGAUCUUAUGAUGUAAAUAUCCACAACAUAUCAAUAUUUUUUAUAAGUCUGUUAACUACUUUACUAGUCAUGAUUACGUUUAAGAAAGUUAUUAGCAUUUAUGGUCCUUCAGUUCUAAAUCAUAAUUGAAGGUUGUAGAUAAACCUAAUAUAUUCUAAAAGUAAUAACUCAACGUUAUUAUUGAGUCAAACUUCAGGUCGAUAAUUGGGACAGGAUUUUCUCAAGACAAAUAAGUUAUUCCAAUCUUGUGUAUAGGCACUCUAAUUAAUUAUAUUACUCAUUGUGUUGUCUUACUCUGACUUAAAAGCGGCAUUUGACUCUGUAAACCAAAAGGGUCUGUGACUGUCUUUGAAAGGUGAACCUCAGAAACACAUAGACCUUGUGAAGGCUCUUCACUCGAACACUAUCAGUCGAGUAAGAGCUUAUUGCGAACUGUCUUCUGAUUUUGCAACCUCAAUUAGUGUCCGACAAGGCUGUCCACUAUCCAUUUCUGUUUAAUUUCACUAUAGACCUACUACUGCAAAUAACUACCUCGUCGACUGGAUUUUUAUGAAUUGACCUCCUUCCAGGAGGUCCACUUACUGGCUUAGAAUACUCAAAUAAUAUAUUCCCGUUUGAUGAAGACGUUGAUAAAACCCAGGGUCUUUUGGUAGCACUGAGCAACAAUUCUAGGUUGUUUGGAAUGCGUUUCUCCCCCUCUAAAUGCAAGCUCUUGUUUCAGGACUGGCCUGCCUCGACAUUUGAACUAAGUACAGGGAGUGGAUAGUCGAACGUGUGGACGAUCCCAUUUAUCUUAGGACCCUGGUCAGCCCUAAUGGGUUGGUGUCUGAAUAAAUCUCUUCACGGAUUCAGAAAGCUCAUUUGGCUUUUGCCAGCUUACGUGACCUAUGGCGAAGGCGAGAUAUCCCUCUACCAAUUAAGGGACGAGUAUACUGCGCGGCAGUUUGUUCUGUUCUACUUUACAGCUGCGAAACGUGGCCAUUAAGAGUAGAAGAUACUCGUAAGUUACUAGUCUUUGAUCACAGAUGUAGAAAUAUUGCUCGCAUCUGCUGGGAUUACCAGGUAAGUAAUAGUGAGGUUAGAUGCAGGGUAUUAGGAAAUGAUAGUAAACCAGUUGGUGAGGUUGUAAAUCUUCAUCGACUGAGAUGGUUGGGCCACGUGUUGCGUAUGCUUGAACACCGAUUAUCACGACGCGCAAUGCUGACCAGUGUUGGGGAUGGCUGGAAGGAAGUUAGGGGCGGCCAAACCAAAAUGUGGCAUCAGUCCUUGAAGUCACUAACUUCUGGUCUUAGCCAUGUUGGUAGAUGAAGACUACUUGAUUGGGGCCCAUGAGACUAUCGUAACCAAUGGUUGGAGACUCUUGGUGGCAUGGCUGAUAAUCGAUCACAAUGGCGUCAGUGUGUACAAUCUUCGUCUUCUCUUAAACUGUGAGAUUAAAAUUGCAUUAUACCCUUCUUUCUAGGAACUAAUUCUUUCUUCCUGUAUUGUAUCUUUAUACACAAUCUUUCUUUUAUAUAUUACUACCAUUGAGACAACUACUUCCAUGAAUCCGGUGUUCAUCAUGUUGUGUUAAUGAAAUGUGGCAACUUGGGCCGACGCGUAUAUGUGCCUGUUCCUACGUUGUAGCUGACUGACUGAAGUAAUAUAUUGAUUUAUUGUGUAUUUUUGUACAAUUGGGUCGCUAUUAAUUUUUCAUAACUCUAAACUAACUGACUAUAGACAACGAUAAGACUAAGACUUUCGAGUGCUGAAUAAUGAUGCUUCCAGCCCAAGUAUCUGAAUUGACCAAGGCAGAGGUAUGUGCGCAGUAGCUUUGCCGAAAUAGUUGUCCACGUAAUGUAAUAGCUUUAUACCACUUUGUUUCUAUCACUUAGCAAAUAGACUUGUUAUUUUGUGGUUUUUUCUAUCCGCAGCAUAACUUAACUCAAGAACAUGUACUUCGUUUUCUACGUAAUGAUCCUUCGAUGACCGGUACAGCUGAUAAACCUAUAAAAAAAUUAACAUGUGAAAUUGCUUCUUUGGGUCAUUAUCAUGCUAAACGUGUUUCCCAUUUGAGCUCGGAAUUAAUAAUGCAGUCAUUCUCAACACCAACGUUCAAUUCAGCAAAGUUGAAAGAAAAAGAUUUGCAACAAAAAGAUUUAAUACAAAAUGUUUUGCCCAAGCUUUUACUACCUCUACUCUCUAUAAAUAAAUAUUUGGAUUUCUUAGGUUAUUCAGCAGAUUUCGAUUUACGCCUUAAUUCCAAAUACAAUAAUGAUUUAUUACCGCUACAAUUAUGUUGGAAUGCUUGGUGGAAUAAAAUACCGAGGGAACCGAAAGCCUAAUUCUCACUUCUAAUUUAUCUCUCACGUAUCUCAAUGCAUAUAAAUAUGAACAAGACUGUUUAACCUUAUGGCAUUAGAUAGGCUGAGUCGGAAAUAUUGUAAAAAUCUUUGCUUGUAUUUCCUUGCCCAGUAUUUCCAGUUUACAUUUUGUAGGAAGAAGGAUUAUACAGAAGCCCUGCGAUUUAUUUUGUCUAUCUUCAUAACACUACUUAAUUUGAUAAUAAGUAAACAAUCUGGGUUUUCGAGAACUUCAUGUUAACAUUUGCAUCAGUAAUACAAAGUCCAAUAACAUUCAUUUACCAGAACACCUAGUUCUAUACAUUUGAUUUAUUUUUGCUGGUGUAUUUGACAAAAUUUGUCACGAUCGUACCCGAAAUAUUAAGGAAAAUUAAAGUGGUUUUUAAAUAUUAAAUCUCAUCUCAUUGAUCUUGCCACUCCAUAGUACUGCUUGACCAAAAUAAGUCCUAAAGACGGGUCAAUUUAACUGCAUAUCAGACACGUUAUCGAUGAAGAUCACCUCUUUUAAAAACAAGAUAAAAUGUGCAACGUACAUCUAAUUAUGAGUUAAUCGGCCCUGAGCUAAUUACUUUCCCAGUUAGUCUAACUAGGAAUAGUAAUUCUAUCGAAAGACUAUUCCACUCUAAACAACGCUGAAAAAAUUAGUCAUUACCGUGUAGGGUUCGUCGAUAUUGUCGAACUUCAUAGUUUGCAUUGGAGAUCCGUCGUGGUUAAACAACCACUGCUGCUCUGAAAUCUCAUUGUAUGUUUUAUUUAGCAUUUUAAAGACUUGCACAUAUGUUGCUUAUAACUGAAUGGUUCAAGAAGGACUGGAUACCAGUUGUGUUCCAAAGAUUGGGCGCUUGUCACAAAAACUGGUUGUGAUCCGCGAGACGAUACCAACCGAUGGUUAGAGACCUUGAAUGACAGCUCAAAAUUGUUUGCAAUGGCGCAGGUGCAUCCACUCUUUGUGGAUUCCCAAAUUCUAAUCUUCUGAAUUCUUCAUGUCCUUUGUUUUCUUUCCAAAUUUUUUCCACUGGAUUAUACUCCUUGAAUAACAUCUACAAACCCUAAUCUUUCCGAUUACUGCUCUUACUAUCUCUACCACUACGGGAUUCGAAUCGAUAACUGCAUCUCUGUGCUAAUGUGGUAUGGCAGCUCGAACUGAUGUACGUACGUACGAAGUUCCACGUUGUUACUGACUGACUACCACAAAACCUGGAGGUCUUGAGUUCAGUUUCAGUUAGGGUCAUUGAUCCACUCCUCUGAAGAGUCCCAUCCUUGGACGAGACUGUCGUUCGUUGAGACCUGAGUUUAUAUUGGUUUUCUAAGGCUAGUUACUGAAGCAAGCCAUGAGAAAAUUACUACUGUGAUUUGUUGUGUAUAUCGUUCUUCUAAGUGGAAAACAGUUAAGUACGUAAAAGUGCUCUACGCUUUACCGUUUAUUUGGAACUGAGGGGAAAUAACUACAUGAAGUGGGAUACUAACAUCGAUUAUGUUGUAAUGGGAAUACUUGCGGAAAUUGGUACUUCACAAACAAACUGGUCAUAGAUUAUGCAGCAAAGCUUGUAGAAAUUAAGACGAACUAUACUGCAUUAAGUUCAUGAACAGUGUCUGUAGAAGAAUUUAGAUCUAUGACAUACGGAUAUCUGAAAUACCAGGCAAAUUAUGACUAAAUGGAUUGAUAUGAUAGUAAUGUCCAAAAUGUCUCAGUCCUAGGUUUCAUAUUAGUUGGAACACUGCAAUCUUGAUGAAACCUUGAAAGGUGUAUCAAUUACUUCAGUAUUACACUACGGAUCAAACUUAACAUGGGUGUAGAAUGAUCACUGUGAUGACGAUGUAACGAAUUUGAUAAAUUCUAAGAUAACUGGAUUGAUGGUUCACCUAUGAAACCUUCGUUCAGUUCUUCACAUUCGUAAACUUCCGUAGAUUCUCUUAAGCUGCUUACAACCCCGAAACUGUUAUUCCUUAAAACAAAACAAGUGUACAUCAUGUAUUUGGAGACAUCUUUAAUGGGACUGACUAACAAAAUGAUCCCAAUAGAUGAAACCACUAGGCAAAUGUCUGCAUAUACUGUUAGAGAGCAAAGACGGUCACUUUUUUGUAUACAAGAUAGUAUAAAUUUUUAAACAAUAAUGAAGAAUAGACCUCACAGAACAACCAAUGGUCUUUCAAUUUAGUCCACCAAUCAAGGAGAAGAGUAUUUUCCACAUAUGCUGUUGACUAAACUUCACAUUUUCGGAUGAUCAUAAUCAGAUUGUGUUUUCCUAAUACAAUACGUUUUACGAUGACCAAAAUAACUACCUUAACUGUGUUGAUAGUCUAUUCCCAAUGUUGUAUUCCUCCAGCGAACAAUACAUUUGAAAUGAGUACCACAUCAGUUACUAUCUGGUGGCUAAUUCACAUAAGAUAAUCACAAUCGAAACUAUUCAAUCGUGGGAAUGUAACCAAAAUAGAUUAGAUUAUUAGCUAUUUAUAUGACAGUCUAACAUUAUAUGUCAUAUUGACUACUGGUCCGGUCUCGUGGGACCGAAAGAACACUUCUCACAAAUGUACUGUGAAUGAAGAACGUAGUCAACACCGGAUUACGAGAUGCUGUUUUCAUUUUUUGUGUAAAGUACGUUCAUAAAUUUCAGAUACACCAAAAGUCAUCAAUCUCUAAAAGUAAAGCGUUCGAAAUGUAUACAAUAGUGAUUAGGGAAAUAAUUUGUGACAUUUUUUAUUCUACUUUAAGCUCAUCAGCUAGAUGUAUAUCCACUGCGAAGCUCAGACCCAGUGCUCGUUCAUCCAAACGCUAAAUCGUUAUACAUGUAAUUGAAGCCUAUUAUUGUGUAACUGGAAACCAGUUGUCAUACAAACCUUCCGAUUCCCACUUUGCGGAUAGAGAAUAAUUAUCAGUCUGUCAGGGAAGAAUUCAGUAAUAAAGUUAUCCUUGGUAGUAUGUUUUUAUUCUUGAGAUAUUAUAAGAUUGGUCUUCAACGACAAUUUAUGGACUAAUGAGUUGUGAAUCGACCAAAUUUGAACAAUAAAUUAAUGUUGAGUAAAAUAAUAAAAAAACAAUUAUUGAAAUAUGUCGAUAAUUCAGUUUUGAUGCGGAAUAGAUUUUGGUCUAUCCGUCUCUUUUUAUUGAGCUAUACACUGUGGUGUGUGGUUUCGCCGAAAUAGCGGGUUUAUAUCUUGGCUGGUUAGCGUGUACAAAUGUUAACCAGUAAAAAUAUCACUCAAGCAGUAAAAGGUUUUUUGCUGAUCUUUGAAAAUCAUGGUUACACCUGGAAAUAUCGGCGGUUGGGAAGUUAUGUAACUCGAUAAAAUGGGAUCUAGUGUUCAGCUCAUUAAUAAUCUGAGAUUAAUGUAAAACCAACAAUACUACAAUAAAAAACGGUAGACAACAGGUUGAAGUUCGAACGUUUUUUAUCGAAAGUAACAAAUAUGAAGUCAUGUCAGGUAUGUAGUUGUUAGCGGGACAUAGAUUGGGUCAAAGCACGUUCCAUGCACGGCUGAGUUGGUGCAUGCCAAUUGGCUAAUUCUUGACCAAUCAGUGCUAGUCUAUACUCGGAGAACAAUCUGGAAUCUCCUCAUGUAAAAACUAUAAGUGUACUAACGUUCUUAUUGUCCUUCUUACUUCAAUCUAACACAGUUAUUUGGAAUAUAAUUCCUCUCCUGCUCAACCGUGUUCUGAUUUGGGGACUUGUCUUGUGAAUUGGUGUCCAAGAAUACUAAGCGAUAGGAAUAGCUGGGUCGUAAUAAGAGGAAAUUGUAACAGUAGUAUUAAAACAAUAUUUAGAAUAACAUCAGAUAAUCAUAUGACUGAUAACAAAAAUUCAAAUAUGAUUUCGAAGACAUUGUCCAUUUCGAUUUAGUCACUCAUUGCCCGACAUCAUAUUUUUUAUUAUAUAUUUUAUUUGAACACAAAUAUCGUCCAAGACGACGAUGGAUGUAAGUGAUUAUUUAUUUAUUAUUAUUUGAACACAAAUAUUGGUACAAAAGGGCACCAAAUAUAUAUGCGCCACAAAAAACAAUGAGAAUUCAAAGAGAAAAAAACAACAAACAGAUCAGUGUAAGGUAGUGUAAUAAUAAUAGUAAUAAUAAUGGGGGAAACGGAGAGAUAUAAUCAGUAGAAAUCUUUCAGUUAAGGAAGAAACAACCAUUUUUUACGAAGAAAGUAAAAGGUUACUGCAGGAUCGCCAUUGGCUUCUAUUCUGAGCCAUAUCUGAUAACGUCUCUAGCCACUGUAUUGCGCCAUCUCUAGGACCCUGACCAGGGAGUCGUGAAGGACCAACACAAGCCAUCCCUUUGCAGCUUUCUUUCAUACCACGACAUCAUGUCAUACACUGACCACCUCUCCGCUUUUUCCAAUCAAUCCCAGCGUCGGCAAAUAACGCACGACAUGGAAUUCCCUGGGAAGACAUUCGUAGAACGUGUCCAAGCCACCGAAGUCAGUGUUUCAAGAUAGUGACACCAAUUGCAUUAUCACCUCUGUGCCCGAACACACGAUCCCGAACCUCUGCAUUACUAGCAUGGUGUUGCCAUCGGAUGUCAGCAAUCCUUCGGAGAAAACGAUAAUCGAACACAGAGAGUCGUCUAACAUCCUCAAAUCGGAGAGACCAGGUUUCACAAGCAUAG
Schistosoma haematobium is the source of this 8964-nucleotide messenger RNA. RefSeq names its product NADH dehydrogenase (ubiquinone) complex I, assembly factor 6. Gene Ontology annotation, biological process: biosynthetic process. The transcript has 7 exons. Bases 314 to 946 code for a protein of 210 amino acids. NCBI's taxonomy places the organism in Eukaryota, Metazoa, Platyhelminthes, Trematoda, Strigeidida, Schistosomatidae. The record is from RefSeq and is a predicted model, not a curated record.